Molecule: messenger RNA, 1557 nt
Organism: Penicillium argentinense
Lineage: Eukaryota; Fungi; Ascomycota; Eurotiomycetes; Eurotiales; Aspergillaceae
Product: fungal specific transcription factor domain-containing protein
Exons: 1
Coding region: 1-1557 (518 amino acids)
Biological process (GO): DNA-templated transcription
Molecular function (GO): DNA binding; zinc ion binding
Source: RefSeq, a predicted model, not a curated record
AUGCCUCUGUCGACUGAUUCGAACAACUCGCCAACAACGCAGAGAACAGAAGACCACUCUGAGCACAACGACAGUUACCCGGUCGGACAUGUCUUCCUCCCCGAAUUGCAAACAAAUGCGAGAGAUCAGGAAAGACUACUCGCCGAAAUACCACCAGGAACCUCCAAUCUCCCAGAUCCAGGUCUGCAGCAGACAUUUGCAGAAACCUACUUUGAUUAUUGCUAUACAUGGUGCCCUGUCCUGGACCGAGAUUCCCUACCAGAUGAGCUUUCAAGGUCACCCUUGUUGGUGAAUGCACUGGCUUUGGCUAGCAGUCACAUCAAGCCCCCGAUGAUCCCCCAUGACGGACCAGCCUCUUACUACGACCGAGCACGUAGGCGAUUCUAUGAUGACGAAGAGCCCGAUGUAAUGACCUCCCUCAAGGCGAUCUCUUUAUUCUACUGGUGGAGUCCACGCCCUCCUACAAUUCUCCAUCGACAUUCAUCUUGGUGGUGGACAUCGGUGGUUAUCCGCCAUUGUCAGCAACUAGGCAUUCACCGCGAGCCAGCUUUCGACCAUCCUCUUCGCCAACGAAUCGAUUUAAGUCUACGACGACGAAUCUGGUGGACGGCAUUUGCGCGCGAGCGUCUGACUGCGCUUUGCCAAAGCAAACCAUGCGCCAUCCACCCGGAGGAUUGUACGCUCUCCGAGCCUACAUUAGAAGAUUUCCCAGAUCCACGAGAUCAAACCAAAGCAGAAAUAUUCAUUCAUUGGGUACGAUUGUGUGCGAUAAUAGGCAAGGUCGCUGAGUAUCUUGCCAGAACCUGUACCUUGGCCCCAUGCACAUUCCCUGUGCGCCUAGCUCGAGAGCUCAUUGCCUGGGUACAAUCUCUACCGCCUCAUCUCCAGCUUCCUAUCGAGUCGGAUCGAACAACCUCCUUCAAUCGAGAAGUUCAUCAGCUUCACCUCCCUUACCUCGCUGUCAUCAUUAUCGUUCACCUCAAAAGGUCUUCUUCCUCCCAGCCACUUCCACAGGUUUAUCCACCUGCGAUACUGGCAGCCACAUGCAUGGCACGUAUCAUGCGAGACAUCCUUUCUCGCGGAGGGACAAGAUUCCUCAUGGCCAUCACAGGCUGGUACUGCGGUACAGCAUUCAUUGCCUUGCUCCAAGCACUCCGCAUCGAGGGCCUAGCGAAGGGUGCGAAUGAAGAUCUGGACAUCCUCACAAUGGCUGUAGAUCAGCUACGAGUGAUGUGGCCUACUGCCGCAGUGUUCCAUUCUGGAUUUGAUCGGAUACGAUCUAAUGCUGCGGCAUCAGAUGCAGAUUCCCAGCGGCCACCUGGUCCGGAGCUCGGUAUAGGCGAUAGGACUGGCUAUAUGGAGAUGGCCGAUGGCAUUGACUGGACUGCUUAUUUCCCCUUCGCGACGCCCCAGACCAGUGUUGUUGCAAACAGGCUUCUAGUUCCACAUACAGAAGAACUUUUCUUCGACGACGAUGUAUUUACCGAUGCAAUGCUUCAGUUUCAGGAUUUGUUUGAGCCUUGUGAUACCCUGUCGGAGACGAAUCUCUUCAUGUGA